Messenger RNA from Papilio polytes (common Mormon), 1646 nucleotides. Its product is annotated as cytochrome P450 6B5-like. The record is from RefSeq and is a predicted model, not a curated record. The coding region runs from base 55 to 1575 and encodes 506 amino acids. Gene Ontology annotation, molecular function: iron ion binding; heme binding; oxidoreductase activity, acting on paired donors, with incorporation or reduction of molecular oxygen. The transcript has 2 exons. NCBI's taxonomy places the organism in Eukaryota, Metazoa, Arthropoda, Insecta, Lepidoptera, Papilionidae.
CAGAAUAUUAUCACACACAACGACUUGUUUCUCGUACUGUGCGUGUCUUGUACAAUGGAUUACUCUUAUAUACCAGUGAUCUUACUAUCAAUCAUAAUUUUGUUAUAUAGUUACUUUACGAGAACAUUUAAUUAUUGGAAAAACAAAAAUGUUAAAGGACCGGCACCGAUUGUGUUUUUCGGAAAUCUAUUGGAAUCGACUCGUCGUCGUAAAAACGUUGGUGUUGUUUUCAAAGAAAUAUACGACGCCUUUCCCGAAGAAAAAGUGGUCGGUGUUUAUAGAAUGACCACACCCUGCCUUCUCCUUAGAGAUUUGGAUGUAAUCAAACAUGUAAUGAUUAAAGAUUUCGACACAUUCGUAGACCGCGGCGUGGAGUUCAGCAAGAGUGGCCUCGGUAUGAACUUGUUCCAUGCGGACGGAGACACGUGGCGAGUCUUGAGAAACCGUUUCACACCAAUAUUUACAUCUGGAAAACUUAAAAAUAUGUUAUACUUGAUGACCGGCCGCGGAGACAUCUUCGUUAAUUACAUCAAAGAGCUUUGCAACGGGCAUCCUACAGAAUUAGAAGCCCACUCACUCGUUCAGAAGUAUACAUUAGCUACAAUAUCGGCGUGCGCAUUCGGCAUCGACCUCGACUCUUUCACUCCCGAAAACAUGAAGACCUUGCAAACUGUUGACAAGCUCAUAUUUACUUCCAGCUAUGCACUUGAACUAGAUUACAUGUAUCCUGGCAUUCUAAGGAAAUUGAACAGUUCAUUAUUUCCUAAAAAGGUGAACGAAUUUUUCGAUGGUCUUGUGAAAACAGUCGUCAAGUUAAGAGAUGGUAUGCCGACGAAUAGAAAAGAUUUCAUGGACCUUCUUUUGGAACUGAGACAACAAGACAAAAUAACAGGACCGAAAAAACGUGAAGAUGAAAAUGAAAAGAUAGUGGAACUCACUGAGAGCUUGAUAGCUGCACAGGCGUUCGUAUUUUAUGCGGCUGGAUACGAAACUAGUGCUACGACUAUGUCUUUUCUUUUGUACGAGCUGGCCAACAACCAAGACGUACAAGAUAAAGUUAUCGAAGAAAUAGAUACCAAAUUAAAAAAUCACAACGGUGAAAUGACGUAUGAAAUGCUCAGUGAAUUAAAAUAUCUUGAAAAUGUUGUUUCGGAAACUUUACGGAAGUUUCCUCUAGUAGAACCUUUACAAAGGAAUGCAGUGAGAGAUUACAAGAUUCCCGGUACUGAAGUGACUGUUAAAAAAGGCCAAACGGUUCUCAUAUCUCCUUUCGGUAUUCAAAAUGAUGAAAAGUACUAUCCCAACCCAGAAAAGUUCGAUCCUGACCGAUUUAACCCAGAAAAUAGCAAAGACAGACACCCAUGCGCGUAUCUACCAUUCGGCGUUGGACCCAGAAACUGUAUCGGUAUGCGGUUCGCCAAACUACAAAGUCACAUAUGUAUCGCCAAGCUGCUGUCCAAUUUCAGAGUCGUGCCAAGCAAGAAAACUAUGGUUGAAAUGGAAUUUGACCCAAAACGUCCAAUCAUGGGACCCAAUAACGGUGUCUACCUUACUUUCGUACCUAGAGAUAUCUGAAUAUCGAUUUUCUAUCAAAGUCUAAUUGUAUUUUUUAAAAUAAACGGAACAACUUACUUACGUAAUAUUAA